AUGAAGUUCACAGCUGUACUCGCGCUCAUCACACCGGUCAUCGCCUUCACCGGCACCGGUAGGAUAAAGACGCCCCGAGACGAAAAGGUCAGCUACGACGGCUAUCAAGUCUAUCGCAUAUCAACUGCCAACGCGCCACCAAACCAACUCGCCCGCCUGCGCUCGUUCCCGUCCAUUGACCUCAAGGGCUCCGUCGAAGUCGCGAUCCCGCUCAGCGAGGUUGAGUCACUCAAGACUCUGGGACUGCUGGACGGCGCGCAGCUUCUGGACGAGGACCUCGGACGAGCGAUCAGGGCUGAGUCCGAGGCCGAAAAGAAGCCUGGCCUGACUAAGAGGGGCGAGCUGCCGGACCUGAGCUGGUUCGACUCGUACCACGCGUACGACGACCACGUACAGUACUGGAGGGACCUCCACGCUGCGUUUCCCGACAACUCGGAGUGGCUGGACAUUGGUGCCUCGUAUGAGGGCCGCAACAUAUUCGGGCUGCGGCUUUGGGGAGGCGAGGACACGGGGACGAAGCCCGUUGUUCUCUGGCACAGUACCGUUCAUGCCAGAGAAUGGAUUACUACCAUGACUGUCGAGUACUUGACCUACCAACUCAUCGACGGCUACAAGUCCGGAGACCAAAACGUCACAGCCUUCUUCGACGCCUACGACUUUUAUAUUGUGCCCUUCCACAAUCCCGAUGGCUUCGUGUACAGCCAGACCACAAACCGCCUCUGGCGCAAGAACCGCCAGCCGCGCUCCAACACGACCUGCAUAGGCACCGACGGCAACCGCAACUGGAACUUCCAGUGGGACUACCCCCUCGAGGACGGCAGCGUCUCCGCCGACCCGUGCGGCGAGACCUUCCGCGGCCUCGCGCCGGGCGACACGACCGAGAACGUCGUCCUCUCGGCCCUCUCGCGGGAGCUAGCCUCCGCAGCUACCAACUCCACGGGCGACGGCGGCGGCGGCGGCAUCAGACUCUUCAUCGACUGGCACAGCUACUCGCAGCUGAUCCUCCUCCCCUGGGGCUUCUCCUGCGAGCCCGAUGUGCUUCCCCAGAACCUCCAGGCGCAGCGGGACGUGGGCGCGGGGUACGCCGCUACGAUUGCGGCGACGAGCGGGGAGGGCUACGAGGUCGGCCCGUCGUGCGAGAUUUUGUACUAUUCCACGGGCUCCGCGAGGGAUUUCCACCACGGGGCGCUGAAUGCGACGUACUCGUGGAGCGUCGAGUUGCGGCCCAAGAGCGGCGGGAGCGGGGGGUCUGGGUUCAUCCUGGCGCCCGAGUUUAUUUUGCCCACGGCCGAGGAGCAUUGGGAGGGGAUCAAGUAUGUGCUGGGUGCUGUUGGUGAGUGA
Molecule: messenger RNA, 1341 nt
Organism: Colletotrichum scovillei
Lineage: Eukaryota; Fungi; Ascomycota; Sordariomycetes; Glomerellales; Glomerellaceae
Product: zinc carboxypeptidase
Exons: 3
Coding region: 1-1341 (446 amino acids)
Biological process (GO): proteolysis
Molecular function (GO): metallocarboxypeptidase activity; zinc ion binding
Source: RefSeq, a predicted model, not a curated record